Messenger RNA from Peniophora sp. CBMAI 1063, 5397 nucleotides. NCBI's taxonomy places the organism in Eukaryota, Fungi, Basidiomycota, Agaricomycetes, Russulales, Peniophoraceae. The record is from the annotation of a GenBank genome assembly.
AUGGAGGGCCCAAGUACCGGCGCAGUGAUGGAUCUAGAACAGAAGGCGGCGACGAUCUCGGACCCGAGUAUCGACAUGCGCACGCGAGUGGCGACGGCGAGUGAGUUGCGGGAGGCAGUGGACGGAGUGCGGGACGCAGACGCCGGCCGAAUAUUCCCGAGCCUGGUGCCGACGCUGCUCGAGCUGAUGCGGACGACCGAAGUGGCGCUGCACAAGGGCCCGGUCCCAGCAGGCGCAGAGGCUGCGUCCGUGUCGAACAGCGCCGAAUACACUUUCCGGCGAAUAUUGAUGGAGGCGCUUCAUCGCGUCUGCUUACAUAAUUGGAGCGCUAGUGGCAGCCAGGAGAGUAGCCGGAACGUGCUGCCUACGCUAUUGAGCGGGAUGUUCGAAAUCUUGAGGAGAGACAACGAGGAGAACGGAGUCACGGCGUGUCGCGCGAUCCAGGACAUUGUCAGGACGUACAGGAUAUUCACCGACGAGAUUGUUCGCGAGUUCUUGGACAUAUUCAGCCAGCAGCUCGCGCAUCUACCUCAGAUGAUAAAUGAGACUCUUAUGGCCCCGCCAGACCCUCGCGCUUUACCACCGGCUAUGCGCUCUUUCCGUGUACUCAGCGAAAUGGGGAUUGUUAUCGUCACGUUCGCUCAGACCAUCGGCUCCAUACAGAGUACACCGCGCUUCGCCGGUCUGAUGCCCCUUCUUCAGGGUAUCGUACCUCGUAUGUACGAAGCAACCUGUCUGGAAGCACCGGCACAGCGCGAGGCACGGACGGAGUUCGAAGCUAUGGGCGGGUUCUGGAGCGGUAUGGCCCCUACGAUACCCAACGCUGCUGCAUAUACGGACUACAUCACGGCACAGAUCAAGAUGGUCUCAUAUCUUGCAUACAUCAUGCGAACGCACUCGGAGUACGCGGAAAAGUUUCUUGAGGGACUCGAGCUUGCGGCUCUUCGUAUCCUGCAGGACAUUCCCGCGACGGCGUUGUCCUCACGUCGGGAUCAUAUGGUUGUGCUCCGACACUUGCUCACGCUACCUCAGCGCAAGGCAAUCCUACCGCACAUAGACAAGUUGCUCGACGAAAACGUGCUACUUGGGCGCAAUGCGAGUACUCGGGAGACGCUUCGAGCUACCGCGUAUGCUGCCAUCGCGGACCUAGUGCACCAUGUCCGGAACGAGCUCACGAUGAUGCAAUUAGCCCAUGGUAUUCAUGUCUUUUCGCGCCUAUUCCACAAUCCGGCGCUUUCAAACGGGGUGCACACGUUGGCCGGCAAGAUGCUCUUCGGUCUCGUCGACACAAUCGUCACCAAGGAGUCUCGCGAUGAAGCCGUGCGCAUCAUCACGCUCUUGCUCGAGGUCUCAGUCGACCGCCUCGAAGCUGCUGUGGCUAUCUUGCCCGAGGUCCUCGAGCGGAUCGAGCUCGGCAAGAAGGGCGAGGACGACAACACCCUAGUUCAUGUCGUCGAAGCUGCCCGACCCAUCGCGCCCGCAGUAUACGCGACUGAGAGGCCAGAGGAGGUACUCGGAGAUAUCCGACUCCUGAUACGCACCCUCGUGCACGGCUUCCGCGUCUGCUUCUCCUCGCUGAAGAAGGUCGAGAACACCGUGGUUGACGGUACACUUGUCACGCGCUUGUUUGACGGCUUCAUCUCUGCCCUGACCUUCUACGAGCCGGAGACGCGCGAGUCACAAGAGCUUAUGGAAUGGCUCGCGCAAGCGUUCUACGACAUGGACGCCCACGUCGUGCAGCAAGUUUGGACGCGGCGCAUGGACUUCUUCUUCCAAUGUGCGCGCAAACGACCCGGACUCGUGCAUCUCCCUCAGCUGCUCUACGGCAAGGAGCAUAUCUCGCCGACGCUGGUCGCUGUGGUGUUAGAGUACCUCGUCGACCACUUAACUCAGCUUGGCGAGUACGACGACGCGACCGCGGUCAUGACGAUCAAGCUGUUCAAACUCACAUUCAGCUCGAUGAUCGCGCUGCCCUCUAUCAACGAGCCUGUCCUCGCGCACUUCCUGCCGCGGCUGAUCAUGGACAGUUUCAGCUGCGCCGCACAUUCCAAUAAGGCCGUCAACUACUAUCACCUCCUUCGCGCUCUCUUCCGUGCGGUCGGCGGCGGUCAAGGCCGUUUCGAGCUUCUGUACCAACGCAUACACCCGUUACUGCCGGAGAUAUUGGAGAACUUGAAUGCGCAGCUCAUGGUCUCCGACGGCUUCGCGCGCGACCUGGUGGUCGAGCUCUGCUUGACGGUUCCUCUGCGCCUCACGCAUCUGGUACCCCAGCUGCAGUACCUCAUGAAACCGCUCGCACUCUCGUUGAAGGGCCCCACAGACCUCGUCAACCAAGGCUUGCGUACGCUUGAACUUUUCAUUGACAAUCUCACACCCGGAUGCCUCGACCCGACGUUGAACACGGUCUUGCGCGAGCUCACCGACGCGCUCCACGGUCUCCUUCGGCCGCUCCCGGCCAACCAUCAACAUUCGCAUACUGCACUCCGUAUUUUGGGCAAACUAGGCGGUCGCAAUCGGCGCCUGCUUGAUCUCGAGCCAGAGAUGGACUUCCGGCACUACGCCGCACCCGCAGCAGUACUCGUAUCUAUGGGCCGCGAUCUUGAGACCAUCGACCUCACACAGCCCAGCAUUCUUGCCGCGCGUUCGUUGAGGAAAGGCGGUACAGGCUCGCACAUUCCACACGCGUACGCGUUCCUGGAGAACUGCGCCGCUCUGCUCGUAGCCGACGGCGCGCGUGGGAGGAAUCGGGAGGAAGUGCUGGAGCGAGCGCUAGAGGGCAUCUUUGACGCGCUCAAGAUCGAGAGCCUCAAGGGGCAAGCGUCGGACUUCAUCAAGCAGGUCUCAGCCAGCCUCCUCGCGCUCGAGCUGCGCCGGCUUAGUACACAGGCUGCAGACCCGCGCACACCGCCACACGCAUCGCCAGUGUUCACUUGCCUCACGAACGCGAUCGUGUACGGUCUCACGCUCGACCGGGGAGGCGAGGCGAACGAAAGCGCAACACUCGUCGCGGGCGUCAUCGCCGACUUCGUCGCUGCGGCACGGAGAGCGAGCGCUGAUACGGUGCCGACGUUCAGAUUCCUCUCACGCAGGCUCACCGCGCUGGCGGUGGAGGACGGCUGGGCGCGUAAGCGCGCGUGCGUCAUCGGCAUCCAGAUUCUGCUCGACACACCCAACGCUGAGCCGCGGUGGCUCGACGAGCGCGAAGCAGAGAUCGCGAGGACGUUAUUCCACAUCCUCAAGGACAUGACCGGCGAGAGCGAGAGCAAUAUCGAGCUCGUUACCAAUCUGCUCCAGCGCAUUGUGCGACUCGCGAUACGCCCUAUCCCGGCCGGGGAACCGAUGCCUGACCGCUCAAAGCCGGCACAGGUCGUCGGGAUUUUGAUCGCCGAGCUCAGCGCGGCGUCGAGCGUGGUACGCAAGACGGCUGAAGAAGCGAUUGAUCUCGUCAGCACGCUCGUCGGGCGCAAGGUCUCCGAGAUGCUCAGGCCCAUGCGCGAGCGUAUGCUCGCGAAUGUCUACACCAAGCCGCUGCGCGCUCUGCCGUUCAACAUGCAGAUUGGCAUGAUUGACGCGAUGAGAUAUGUGGCGGCGCUAGAUCCACCAUUGCCGGAGGUGAACGAUGAGCUGUUGAGGCUGUUGCACGAGGUGUUGGCGCUGGCAGACGCGGAGGAUCAGACGCUGAUGGGGAGAGGGAACAAUGCGAGGCAGAGUGCGAGGGAGAUCAUGCGGCUGCGGAUAGCAUGCAUUAGGCUGCUGAGCGCGAGCUUGCCGCUCACGGAUUAUUAUUCGAAGCAACCGACGACAAGGCAGAAGCUCACGGCUGUGUACUUCAAGUCGUUGUACUCAACGUCGCCGGAGGUGAAAGAGGCCGCGCACGACGGAUUGAAGGUCCUGCUCGCGCAUCAGAGCCGUCUACCGAAGGAGCUCCUCCAGACGGGUCUGCGUCCUAUUCUGAUGAACCUCGCGGACCCGAAGCGCCUGUCUGUCGCCGGUCUCGAAGGCCUCGCGCGUCUGCUGGAGCUCCUUACCAAUUACUUCAAGGUAGAGAUCGGCCACAAGCUUCUGGAUCAUUAUCGCGUCGUCGCGGACCCUCAGUUGCUGUCUACGGCGGCGAUGACGCCCGUGCGCGCUAUGGAGCCUAUCGACAAGCUUGUCUCGCUCACCAACAUCUUCCACCUGCUGCCACCGACGGCGAACAUGUUCCUCGAACCGCUCACGAAUGCGAUUGUCCAAACGGAGGCGCAGAUGCACUACUCCGCUGAGAGCCCGUUCUCCAAGCCACUCGCCAAGUUCCUCGAACGCUACCCGAUCGACGCUGCGGACUUCCUGAUGCGCAACUUGCAUCUCCCACGCCAUGUCCGUACAUACCGCAGCAUCCUUCAAGCCGGCCUCGCACCUGCGCUUGCUCGCGAGAUCGCCACACGCACCCCGUACCUUGUCGACUACUGCCUUCGGAGUGGAAACGCGGCGCUGCUCUCGCCCGCGCUACAGAUCUUUGACGAUCUCUCGGAGUUCGACAUCAACUGGUUCUUGGACUACCCUCUCGUAAUCGAUGCGUUGCUCGACGUCUGGCGGCAGGUGCUCCCGCCCUUCGGGCAGAGCAGCAGCGCCGGCACGAUCUCCACGGCCGUCCUCAACCACAAGCUCAUCCUCGCGCUCUUUGCGAAGGUCAUGCGCAUGCGCCCGCGCGUCGACUUGCCGUUUGAGAUGAUCACGGUCUUUACGCGCAAUUACCCGAUGGAUCUCAUUCGCCCGACACGCUUGCUGUAUGACCUCGUAGCGUUCAGUGACGACGUCGCGUACCAGCGCAGCGUAUUCUACCGCUUCCUCGCCGGUCUCGAGCAAGACGUGUGGAGUAUCGAGCACAAGACGGCCAUCCUGCGGCUCAUCAUCACGCCCAUGAUCGUCUACCGCGCACGCUCGGCUUCGCGCGACGCGUUACUCGACUCCGGCCUCGUCAAACAGAUCCAUAAGCUGAUCUUGAUGCCUAUGAUGGCUGAGAACCCGCUUCUUGACGGUGACUACCUCCUGCACAUCGAGCUGCUGCACUUCACGACGGUCCUGGUUCAGAACUACGGCCCCCAGCUUGAUGAGGCCCGUCGCGACAUCAUCAAGUGCACAUGGAACUUCAUCACCAGCGAGGACGCUAUGGUACGCCAGGUCGCGUACUUGCUCGCGGCCAACUUCUUUGCCGCGUACGACACGCCGGAGAAGUUCAUCCUCCGUGCUUGGACGGGUUUGCUGAAGCCGCCGCACUACGAGUCUCGCACGCUCGUGAGACGGGCGCUCAAUAUACUGACGCCGAGCUUGCUGCGGUGUAAGUCGGCUGAGGACGGCUUCCCGGUGUGGGCGAAGACGACGAGGAGGUUGCUCGCCGAGGAGAGCCAUGGUCAGUCG